Molecule: messenger RNA, 1427 nt
Organism: Drosophila subobscura
Lineage: Eukaryota; Metazoa; Arthropoda; Insecta; Diptera; Drosophilidae
Product: lipase 1
Exons: 5
Biological process (GO): lipid metabolic process
Molecular function (GO): hydrolase activity, acting on ester bonds
Source: RefSeq, a predicted model, not a curated record
CAGAAACCAAAUGACGGAGUUGGGUUGGAUCAUCGUGGCCCUCGUGCUGUUCAUCAGCUGUGCCGCCGGGCGAACGGAAGCGCAUUACGGGUGGACAACGGUAAGUCCCAGGGACACGUUCCUCAGCGACACUCUCCGCUCUCCGCUCUCCGCUGCUCCUCUUUCCCUCCGCAGCUGGACUGGCUGAAGGCGCACAAUGCCAGUCAUGAGCUGCACAAUGUGACCACCGCGGACGGCUAUCAGCUGCAGCUGCAGCGACUCCCACAGCCCGGGGCACGCGCUGUGCUGCUGGUCCAUGGACUGCUGGGAUCAUCGCUGGGCUGGGUCUGCCUGGGGCCAGCCAGGAGUUUGGCUUUUCAGCUGCACCAACUGCAGUACGACGUGUGGCUGGCGAAUCUGCGCGGCGCGUACCCGUACGGGCGCCAGCACACCGAGCUGACCGAUGUCAUGGAUGAGUUUUGGAGCUUCAGCUUCCACGAGCAUGGCGCCUACGACCUGCCCGCCAUAAUUGACCACAUGGCGGAGGUCACAGGCAGCGAGCAGCAGUCCGGGGAGGCGGCUAAAGAGGAGCCCGCGCGACAAGUGCUGCUAAUUGGACACUCGCAGGCCUUCAAUGCUUUUCUGGUGCUCUGCUCGCUGCAUCCGCGAUUCAAUCAACGCAUUCAGCUGAUGCAGGCGCUGGCUCCGCUCUCCCGACUGCAUCGACAGGUGCGCUUCGACGCGGCCCAGGUGCGCAGCCUCAUGAAGUUCGUCAAGAAACGCCAAAAGUCAAGCAAGUUUGAGCUUUUUCCACCGGGAUAUUUGCGUAAGUUAUGCCAGAGAAAACAUGAACAGUGCGAAUAUUAUGCCAAACAGUACGCAGGCAGCGCAAAAAGCAACAAAAGGCUACUCGAAGCCUUCAACUAUGAGUACCUGCUGCAGGGUGGCUCCGCGCGGGAGAUCAAACAUUUGCAGCAAAUCUGGAAAUCGGGCGACUUUAUCGCCUACGACUAUGGACCCAUGCAGAACAUGAAGAUCUACAACGGAGUUGAGGCACUGCGUUACAAUCUCAGCCAGAUCAGUGUGCCGACAAUCCUGUACUUUGGCGAAACGGAUGCAAUUGCCACGCCGGAGGGCGUGCACGCGAUCUACGCACGAAUGCUGAACUCUGUGAGGAGCGUCAAAAGAAUCGAGUCACCGAAAUUCAAUCACUUUGACUUCCUUAUCGCGGGCGAGGUCAAGACUCUGGUCAACGACAAGUUGAUCGAGCUAAUGGAAAAGUUUCUCGAGGGUAAAUUAUCGUACAUAAUUGAAUAACGGCACUGGACGAGCGCCUUUGAUGGCAGCAAAAUAAUUGUCCAGCGCAAAUGAUUUAUUUGUCUUGGCAACCAGCCCCAAAUGGCAAUUAUGUAAUGCCAUAAAAAGCUAAAUAAAAGCCAAAAACCCAA